GCUCGACCGUCGGCAAGUAGUUCAACCAGACGAUAGAAUUAGUUUAUUUUGCAAGAGGCAAUGACCUGUCGGCUAUCUCCAAAUGACAUCAGCAGUAUUGGAACUCUUCGCUCCAAUUGUGCUCUCAGUGUUGUAAGAGAUUUUGAUAAUAAUGCCACGACCGAUCUUGUACUCGACGAUAGUCAGCCAGCCCUGUCGAGCUGUACUUCUUACAGCGGAUUCCAUUGGAUUGGAAUUAGAAGUUCGUGAGGUCAGCUUGAUGGCCCAAGACCAACUCAAGAACAGCUUCACAAAAAUAAAUCCUCAGCACACAGUUCCGACACUGGAUGACAAUGGUGAUAUCAUUUGGGACAGUCAUGCAAUCAUGAGUUAUUUGGUCGGGAAAUACGGGAAAAAUGAUGAUCUCUAUCCGAAAGACUUGACAAAGAGAGCACUUGUGGAUCAGCGAUUGCACUUUGACAGCGGAAUCCUCUUCGCUCUUCUGCGGCAGAUAUCGUACCCAAUAUUCUUCGAUAACGUGAAGACGGUACCAGAAGAAAAAAAUAAACUGGUGAAGGAGGGCUACGACUUCUUGAAUAUAUUUUUGGAAGGAAAAAAAUGGCUUGCCGGCGAUUCCUAUACUCUGGCCGACAUCAGUUGUGUCACCACCCUCACAAGUUUGGCUGUUUUGGUGCCCAUUGACUCAUACCCCAAUAUUGUCAGUUGGGUAAAAACCUGUGAGGACGAAAUCAAAGGAUACGCGAGACUCGGAGCCCCGGGAAAUACGGCGUUCCAUGAGAAGAUCCAGAGCCACUUACAAUCACCUGGACAGGACUAGAAAUACAAGUCAUACCGAUGGAAGAAACAGAAAGAUAAAUUUUCAACCUUUCACCGAUUGAAUGUUUCUUCCUGAUCUGUUUAACAGAACCGGUUCAAAACUCUUCGAACGUUCGAUAAAAAUCCAUUAGGAUUUGCCAACGAAA
Diachasmimorpha longicaudata is the source of this 962-nucleotide messenger RNA. Its product is annotated as glutathione S-transferase 1-1-like. The record is from RefSeq and is a predicted model, not a curated record. Gene Ontology annotation, molecular function: glutathione transferase activity. The transcript is spliced from 5 exons. Lineage: Eukaryota; Metazoa; Arthropoda; Insecta; Hymenoptera; Braconidae. The coding region runs from base 152 to 817 and encodes 221 amino acids. Gene Ontology annotation, biological process: glutathione metabolic process.